AUGCGGACUUCAAGGAUCCGGCUGGCCGCCUUCGCGGUGCUUUUAGUGGCGUGCUGCAUCUGCCUGCGGGCGGAGGUGAUCGACGACGUGCUAGGCAGCCUGUCCAAGGGCACCGCCUUCCUGGAGCGCCAGCACGAGCACAUCAAUCUGGACGGCGUGGUGGGCUUUCUCAUGCUGCAGGCCGAGCUGAAAGAGGCAGUGCGGACUUGGCCUCAUUCGGACCCGGUCAGCUGGGCUCAGCGGACGGCGGCCGUGGAGCUGGUCAAGCGUUUGGACAGCAGCUUUGAAAACGCUGUCCCUGCCCUGAGUCAAAAUGACCCCAAGUACUAUCAAGAGUUCGAGCCACUGCUGUCGUGGAACUUCUGGCAGGUUCCUCAGGAACGUAGCAGCACUGACGCCAGCCUGGUGUAUGCCGCCACCACCACUAGCGAGUGCUAUGACGAGCAACUCAGCGACAAGUGCCUCACGCUGCUUCUGGGAACAUGGAAACAGAAAGGGACGCCGUGCAUCGUCACCAAACCAUGUCGCGACACCAUGACCCAAUUCGGUUGCCCGCACUACUCAUUGUCCCACCAGCUGCUCUAUUUCAUGAUCGGAAAGAUGAAAGGGUGCACCAAUCUGCUGAAGGGCGACACACGGGCGUCCCGCGCCAACAUGACGGAGCGCGCCUACCAGAAGAUCUUUUGCUCCAACAUGAUGAAGACCAACCAGGAGAUUGCAAACGGCGGACUCAGCGAGCAGACGGCGGAUAUCUUCAUUGAGAACAUCCUCAUCUGCGGAUUGGCCGGCUUCUCCGACUUCUACAAAUCUGAUUGGCUGCAGCACAUCCUCCGACUGCAGGACGCCGAGCUGGGUUGCUUUGGCCGCGACCAGAGCGUCGUUUCGCAGAUGAUCGGCGACGAGCUGCUGGAGCAACUGCAGCCUCCUCAUCACCGCGUCAAGAGGAGGGAGAAGAUCCUACCUGAUGGCUGCUCGAGUCACAUGACAGCCGUGGCAGUGGGUGCCCUGGGAGGAUAUUUAAACUUCUACCUGACUGAGCAGGACAUAACCAAGAGGCCUCUUCCGUGA
Nerophis lumbriciformis (worm pipefish) is the source of this 1068-nucleotide messenger RNA. The record is from RefSeq and is a predicted model, not a curated record. Lineage: Eukaryota; Metazoa; Chordata; Actinopteri; Syngnathiformes; Syngnathidae.